AUCGUAUAGCGCCGCUAUACGAUCUUUGGUACGCUUACGCUCCGGGUUACAGUAGGCAGCCAUCAUGGCGGGACGGUGUGAUGAUUACUCUGACAGCAGUAUCCGUUCUGACUUUUCAGAUGGCGAAGGAGAAUCAAAUAUGUAUUGUGUAAUGCAUGUAACAGAUACCGUACAUAGGAAAAUUAAGGUAUUGAAAGCUAAGCACUUAAAAAGGUUUAUGGAAUGUGCACCCAUUUGGAAAACACUUAAAGGCACCCGUGAAAGCGUGGUUGCCGAUGAAGCAGAUAAGAUCUUCCUUCAUCUUAGCGGCCUAGUAGGCCUAGGCCCGACCCUAGAUAAGAAGAAAGUUGAUAAUAAUGGUAGUUAUGAAAGUGGGGCUGAAAUGGAUACGGAUGCAUUAGCGGCAGAAAAUUCAGUUGAAAAUGGAAGGAAAGAAGGCCGUAUUCCAGGUUUCCAUGAACGGUGCUAUAGAUGCUUCUGUAACAUUUCAAGUAUUGAGAAAAAAAUUAAAAGACUCAAGAAAUAUGAAGGAGCUGAUGAUCCAGAACGCAAUUCCCUUCUGAAUUCCUUACUCGCCAAGAAAAGAUGUCUCUCAUCGACAAGUGAUCAAGUAAUUCAGAGUGGGUGUGUUAUUUGCAAAGGUGACCUGUUUAUCAAAAACAAUAUCACUGGUAAAAAAUUUCAAGAGAGGUUAGUGAGUUGUGAGAAAUUAGGUUUUGAGAUUUUAGUUGAAGCAGCCAUUUUAAAGCAAGAUAAGGUGCUUUUGAAAACUUUAAGAGGUGGAAAUUCUGAUGUUGUAAAAGAAAAGUGCCAUAAAUUGUGCCAUUUGAGGUACACUAAAAUUGUGAAGGCUUCAAAAAAGGUUAGUAAAGUCACAUCACAGCAGGAACACUUAUAUGUUGCAGCUUACAUUCAUUUCUGCAAGAAGUUUAUUGAGGAACGAAUCAUCAGAAAGAAAGAAAUUUUACGACUUGGUGAAUUGAACAAGUCUUUCAUCAAAGAAGUAUCUGAUAUGGAAGGAAAGGAUGCAUCAUGCCACACUACUUCACAACUUAAAGACAGAUUGAGGAUAUCAUACCCAGUUCUUUGUUUCUCACAACCGACUGAAAUAGUCAGAAGUGAAUUUGUUUAUACUGAAACGCUCUCUACUGAAGAGGUGAUGGAUAAUAAUGAUGAGGAACUUGAUGGCACAAAGAAUUACAGUGAUGGACAGUCUCCUGUUAUACCCACCCAAGACCAAAAUCCUUUUGCAAUUGUAGAUCAGAAACAGGAAUUACUGCUUGUUCCUCUGAAUGAAUGCGUUCUAUGUAGACGCAGGCGAUCAGAGACGGAUAGAAGAACAGGUGUGCAACGUCUUGAAAAAUUAGGAGCCUGUGUGAAAGGAGGUGCAGAGAAAAUAGUCAAAGCUGCCAUUUUGAGGCAAGAUGAGGUGGUUUUGAAGAUUUUAGGAGAUAAAAGGUCAACUGAUUUUCAGGUUAAAUGCCACAGAACUUGCUAUAAGAGGUACACCAAUAUCCUUUCUAGAGGAUGUAAGAAUAAAGACCCAGUUGAGCAGCAGCAGUUAUAUGUUGUGUCUUACACUAAUUUCUGCAGAAAGUUUAUUGAGGAACGAAUUAUAAAAAAGAAAGAGAUUUUAAGACUAAGUGAAAUGAACAAAUCAUUCAUCAAAGAAGUAUCUGAUGUCGAAGGAAAGGAUGCAUCAGCCCUCACCACUGCACAACUUAAAGCCAGAAUGAUAAUGUCAUACCCAGUCCUGUGUUUCAUACAACCAUCAAAAAUAAUAAAAACUGAAUUUGUUUUUACGGAAUGUCUUUCUUUGGAAAACUUUGUAAAGAAGAAUGUUGAGAUUGCCACGAAACAGGACACAGAACAAUCCUCUUCAUCCAUUCAAACACCAUCCAAGGCCCGUGAUGAUAUGGAGGAUAGGUUUGAAGAUGCUGAUGGAUCAGAUGACAGCAUGAAUCAACCUCUCUCCACAACCAUUCUAGAUCAAGAGUCGCCUUGUUCACUUCCUGUUGACAUGUAUCAUGCAGCAUUGGGCCUCAGGGCUAUUAUGGAUAUACCAACUAACCCAGAUGUCAUGACCUUUGACGAUGAAACAGUACCAGCUAGAUUGUUCAAUUUCUUAGCAUGGAUUACUAAUUUGAGCGAAGACCAACCAGAAAGAGGGACAGUCAAUCUCCCAGAACAUUUUAAAAUAAGUGUAUUUUCUUUGGCUCAGGACAUUAUGUAUCUUAAAUCACGUUCAAAAUCACUUAAGUCGUAAUAGUACAGUACAAUGUAUGUGCGUUCACUG
Anneissia japonica is the source of this 2296-nucleotide messenger RNA. RefSeq lists its product as uncharacterized. NCBI's taxonomy places the organism in Eukaryota, Metazoa, Echinodermata, Crinoidea, Comatulida, Comatulidae. Bases 65 to 2266 code for a protein of 733 amino acids. The transcript is spliced from 3 exons. The record is from RefSeq and is a predicted model, not a curated record.